UAUGAAUUUCUUUCCCUUUUGUCGGCUUUCAACGUUCCUCCUAUUCGAGAUUACAACCAUCUCCUUUUUCUCUCUUCUUCUCUGCUUAUAAUACCGGCAUCAAACUUGCUUUCUCUCUGCAGUUCUUGUCGCAAUACAAGGGAAGCUAAGAAUGGCUAAGAGUCCUGCUCCAGGUGGUUCUGAUGAUCUUCCCUCAGAUACUCAGGGAGGGUACCAGGAUAAAAAUUUCCUGGUUGUUUGCUUUGGGGAAAUGUUGGUUGACUUUGUGCCAACAGUUGCUGGAGUUUCACUUGCUGAAGCACCUGCUUUCAAGAAAGCUCCUGGUGGUGCUCCUGCUAACGUGGCUGUAGGCAUUUCAAGACUGGGUGGUUCAUCAGCUUUUAUAGGCAAGGUAGGUGAUGAUGAUUUCGGGUACAUGUUGGCCAACAUUUUAAAACAAAACAAUGUUGAUAAUUCCGGCAUGCGGUUUGACCACAAAGCAAGGACUUCUCUGGCUUUUGUUACUCUCAGAGCUGAUGGCGAGCGUGAAUUCUUAUUUUUCCGUCAUCCAAGUGCUGAUAUGCUUCUUCAUGAAUCAGAACUUGAUAUUAACCUUAUUAAGCAGGCAAAGAUCUUCCAUUAUGGUUCAAUUAGUUUGAUUGACGAACCAUGCAGAUCAGCCCAUCUUGCAGCGAUGGGCAUUGCCAGAAAGUCUGGUUGCAUUCUCUCCUAUGAUCCAAACUUGAGAUUGCCAUUGUGGCCAUCGGCAGAGGCUGCUCGGAAGGGCAUAAUGAGUGUAUGGGAUCAGGCAGAUAUUAUUAAGAUAAGUGAGGACGAAAUUACAUUCCUGACCGGUGGUGAUGAUCCUUUUGAUGAUCAUGUGGUAUUGAAGAAGCUUUUUCAUCCAAAUCUUAAGCUUUUGAUUGUAACUGAAGGUUCGGAGGGAUGCAGAUAUUACACUAAGGAAUACAGGGGCAGGGUUGUUGGGGUUAAAGUUACAUCUGUUGACACAACUGGAGCUGGAGAUGCAUUUGUCAGUGGCAUUCUGAGCAGCCUUGCUUCUGACCUAAAUCUUAUCCAGGAUGAGAAGCGGUUACGAGAAGCUCUAGCUUUUGCCAAUGCCUGUGGUGCCCUCACAGUGAAAGAGAGGGGAGCCAUUCCUGCCCUACCCACCAAAGAUGCUGUUCUCCAAUUCCUGUCACUGCAUGAUGAAUCCUGAGACAGAAGUCCUAGUUCAUGUACUUUCUAGUGUUAAGCUAAUGUAAUGAGUUUCCUUGCCAAGGGCAACCAUAAGCUUUUUUUCUUUUCCCUUUUUAUUGUUUACUGCAUUGCUUGCUAUGCAAGUGUUUCCAUUUAACCUCCCACAGUUUCUGGGUUGACUCUUUGCACUUGAGAACACAAAUAUAGGUGCUAGCAUACAGGUGUUGUGAAUGCAAGAGUUCCCAAUAAAUUUAGUCACAGAAAGAAAGAAGUUGUUUUGUCAGAAUCAUGGGUUUUGUCUUGUAUAUUGUGUGCCCUUGGGUGGUUCUCUGAGACUGACACCCUCUAUACAGGAAUGGACACCAAAGAUAAGGAGUGGUAAGGAGUGGAGAUUAACAAUUGGAAAAGAGGAGGCCUCCACCUUGAGGAGACCAACCUCUACUUUUUCUAAUUAUUAUUAUUAUUAUUUUUUA
Corylus avellana is the source of this 1652-nucleotide messenger RNA. RefSeq names its product pfkB-like carbohydrate kinase family protein. Lineage: Eukaryota; Viridiplantae; Streptophyta; Magnoliopsida; Fagales; Betulaceae. Gene Ontology annotation, biological process: fructose metabolic process. Gene Ontology annotation, molecular function: fructokinase activity. Gene Ontology annotation, cellular component: cytosol. The record is from RefSeq and is a predicted model, not a curated record.